AUGGCAGAGUCCAUCUCUGAAGGUACCCUGAAGCAAUUCUCGAAACAGGUCGGCGACUACGUUGAGCAAGACGAGGAGAUCGCCACCAUCGAGACCGACAAGAUCGAUGUCGCCGUCAACGCGCCCGCCGCCGGUACCAUCAAGGAAUUUCUUGCGAAAGAGGAGGACACUGUCACUGUUGGUCAAGAUCUCGUGAAGCUCGAGCUGGGCGGAGAGCCUGGACAGAAGAAGGAGACUGCGAAGGAGGAGCCAAAGGCGCCUGCGCCAGAGUCUCAGCCAAGUGCUUCAGAAAAGUCGGGCGAGCGAGAGAGCAAGCCGGAGCCAAAGAAGGAGGAAUCCACGCCAGAGCCGUCCAAGCAGGAAUCAAAGCCGGAACCACCCAAGCAAGAGUCGAAGCCACAGGCGUCUAAGGAAGAGUCGAAACCAAAAGAAUCAGAGUCGAAGCAGGAAUCCCCGUACGGCAGCCGCGAGGAGCGUAGGAUCAAGAUGAACCGCAUGCGCCUCAGGAUCGCCGAGCGUUUGAAGCAGUCGCAGAACACCGCCGCAUCACUUACCACCUUCAACGAGGUCGACAUGUCUGCGUUGAUGGAGAUGCGCAAGCUCUACAAGGAUGAGAUCCUCAAGAAGACGGGUGUGAAGUUCGGCUUCAUGAGCGCAUUCUCGAGAGCUGCUGUCCUGGCCAUGAAAGAGGUGCCGACCGUCAACGCUAGCAUUGAGGGACCGGGAGGCGGUGACACUAUCGUCUACCGCGACUACGUGGACAUCAGUGUGGCUGUUGCGACGGAGAAGGGUCUCGUGACUCCAGUCGUUCGCAAUGCCGAGAGCCUGGACAUGGUUGGAAUCGAGAAAUCGAUUGCGGAUCUUGGAAAGAAGGUGAGAUGUGCUUAACGUCCUCUCGAGUUUUCCACGUAUACUGACAUGCGCAGGCCCGCGACAACAAGCUCACCAUCGAAGACAUGGCUGGCGGAACCUUCACCAUCUCCAACGGCGGUGUCUUCGGCUCUCUCAUGGGUACUCCCAUCAUCAACCUGCCUCAGACCGCAGUCUUGGGCCUGCACGCUAUCAAGGGUACGUCUUUUCAUCCCUCCCGCCUCCCAAUCGUCGAGUGACUAACCCAUGACUACAGAUAAACCCGUCGCCGUCAACGGCAAAGUCGAAAUCCGCCCAAUGAUGUACCUCGCCCUUACCUACGACCACAGAUUACUCGACGGCAGAGAAGCUGUGACCUUUUUGGUCAAGAUAAAGGAAUACAUCGAAGACCCGAGGAAGAUGUUGCUUUUCUGA
Molecule: messenger RNA, 1284 nt
Organism: Lecanosticta acicola
Lineage: Eukaryota; Fungi; Ascomycota; Dothideomycetes; Mycosphaerellales; Mycosphaerellaceae
Source: the annotation of a GenBank genome assembly